This is a messenger RNA of Oncorhynchus gorbuscha (pink salmon), 10057 nucleotides long. RefSeq names its product histone deacetylase 4-like. Gene Ontology annotation, molecular function: histone deacetylase activity. Gene Ontology annotation, biological process: negative regulation of transcription by RNA polymerase II; chromatin organization. Gene Ontology annotation, cellular component: histone deacetylase complex. The record is from RefSeq and is a predicted model, not a curated record. The transcript is spliced from 25 exons. Lineage: Eukaryota; Metazoa; Chordata; Actinopteri; Salmoniformes; Salmonidae. Bases 210 to 3278 code for a protein of 1022 amino acids.
GGGAGGGGACACAGCCGGAGAGCGAACCGAACACAGUGAGUGUGAGAAAACAGAGAGGUGGAGACUGAGAGCACUGUUCCGGUAUCUGCUGUGGACUGAGGCUGUGUUUUACUGAGUGUGUUGUGUCAGCGGUGGAGAGUUGAGCUCUGGUUCAGUGAGGCUGCUCUAGCAGAUCUCGUUAGCAACGCGCCAUCCGGAAAGCACAACCGAUGGUCGACGUGAGCAUGGCACUGCCCUUGCAGGUGCCCCCGGCUGCUAUUCCCAUGGACUUGCGCCUGGACCAGCCCUUUGGCCUAGCACCACGACCAGACGACCAGUGCCACCAAGGACAGGUCCCAGGUCAGCGGGAGCAGCAGCUGCAGCAGGAGUUGCUGGCCCUCAAACACAAACAGCAGAUCCAGAGACAGGUGCUCAUCGCUGAGUUCCAGCGGCAACAUGAGCAGCUCUCACGCCAGCACGAGGCCCAGCUACAGGAGCAUGUUAAGCACCAGCAGGACCUCCUGGCUCUGAAGCAUCAGCAGGAGCUGCUGGAGCACCAGAGGAAGAUGGAGAGACACCGCCAAGAGCAAGAGAUAGAGAAACAUCAGAGGGAGCAGAAACUCCUGCUGCUUAAGAACAAGGAGCGUUGCCAGGAGAGUGCGGUGGCAAGCACAGAGGUCAAGAUGAGGCUGCAGGAAUUUGUCCUGAACAAGAAGAAAGCCCUGGCCCAGCGCAGCCUCAACCACUGCAUGUCUACUGACCCACGCUAUUGGUACGGGAAGACCCAGCACAGCUCCUUGGACCAUAGCUCCCCUCCCCAGACAGGGAUGUCCACUUACAACCACGCCAUCCUGGGGAUGUACGACUCCAAAGACAACUUCCCUCUCCGCAAGACAGCCUCUGAGCCCAACUUGAAGCUCCGGUCCAGGCUAAAACAGAAGGUAACGGAGCGCAGAAGUAGCCCACUUCUACGCAGGAAGGACGGUCCAAUUACCACCGCCAAGAAGCGCUCUCUGGACAUGGCUGAAUCGGCCUGCAACAGCGCUCCUGGCUCGGGCCCCAGUUCGCCCAACAACAGCUCCAGUAACAUCACCAAUGAGAAUGGCAUCGCUGGCUCCAUGUCCAGUAGUUCAGUAGAGGCCUCCCCGGCCCACAGGCUGGCUGGCCGAGAGGGCCCCUUGAGCCAGCUGUCUCUGUACACAUCGCCCUCGCUGCCUAACAUCACCCUGGGCCUGCCAGCCACCGGCCCUUCCAGCGAAGGUGACAGGCAUUCAAUGCACGAUAGACUGCAGCAGGGCUUCCCCAUAACCACUCCCUUCAUCCCAGGGGCCCACCUGCCCUCCUACCUGACCGACGGGGGCUCGGCACACAACCCCCUCCUCCAGCACAUGGUCCUCCUGGAGCAGUCCCAGAACCCACUAGGUCUGUCCUGCUGCCUUGGCGGAAUGCCCCUGCAAUCGUCCUCCAUCCACAAGCUGCGUGGGCAGCACCGUCCCCUGGGGAGGACCCAGUCGGCCCCUCUGCCCCAGAACGCCCAGGCCCUGCAGCAGCUGGUGGUCCAGCAGCAGCACCAGCAGUUCCUGGAGAAACACAAGCAGCAGUUCCAGCAGCAGCAACUCCACAUCAACAAGAUGAUGGCCAAGCCCAGCGAGCCGGGGCCGGGGCCGGGCCGGCAGCACGAGAGUCACCCGGAGGAGACAGAAGAGGAGCUAAGGGAGCACCAAGCCCUAUGUCCCCAGGACGGAGGCCUCAUGUGUGGAGUGACAGUCAAGCAGGAGCCCCUGGACCCCCAGGAAGAGGAGAGGGACCACAGGGACAGGAUAGUUGACCAGGAGCUGCUCUUCCGACAGCAGGAUGUGUUGUUGGAGCAGCAGAGAAUCCACCAGUUGAGGAACUACCAGGCUUCGAUGGAGGCAGCCGGCCUGUCAAUCACCUUCCCAGCGCACCGCCCCCUCUCCAGGGCCCAAUCAUCUCCUGCCUCGGCUUGCUUCCCUCCCAUCGUGGUGCAGCAGGAACCACCCACCAAGCCUCGCUUCACCACCGGACUGGUGUAUGACACGUUGAUGCAGAAGCACCAGUGUAUGUGUGGCAACACCAACACACACCCAGAGCACGCCGGACGCAUCCAGAGCAUCUGGUCUCGACUCCAAGAGACAGGACUGAGGGGCCAGUGUGAGUGUAUACGGGGGCGGAAAGCCUCACUGGAAGAACUGCAGACGGUUCACUCUGAGGCCCACGUCCUUCUGUAUGGAACCAACCCACUUCGACAGAAACUAGACAGUUCAGUUACUCCCAUGUUUGUGAGGCUGCCUUGUGGAGGGGUGGGGGUGGACAGCGACACCAUUUGGAACGAGGUCCACUCGUCCAGCGCUGCUCGUCUAGCUGUGGGCUCCGUCGUGGAGCUUUGCUUCAAAGUGGCGGCUGCAGAGCUCAAGAAUGGAUUUGCUGUAGUCCGGCCCCCUGGACACCAUGCAGAGGAGAGUACACCUAUGGGAUUCUGUUACUUCAACUCAGUGGCCAUCGCUGCUAAACUCUUGCAGCAGAGGCUCAGUGUCAGUAAGAUCCUGAUUGUGGAUUGGGAUGUUCACCAUGGCAACGGCACGCAACAAGCAUUCUACAGCGAUCCCAACGUUCUCUACCUGUCACUCCAUCGCUACGACGAUGGCAACUUCUUUCCUGGCAGUGGAGCGCCUGAUGAGGUGGGCACUGGGGCAGGUAUGGGCUUCAAUGUGAACAUGGCUUUCACCGGGGGACUGGAACCACCCAUGGGAGACGCAGAGUACCUGGCUGCCUUCAGAACAGUGGUGAUGCCCAUCGCCAACGAGUUUGCCCCCGACGUGGUGCUGGUGUCGUCUGGCUUCGAUGCCGUGGAGGGCCAUCCGUCACCCCUGGGAGGGUACAGGCUGACGGCCAAAUGUUUUGGAUACCUGACCAGGCAGCUGAUGGGGCUAGCCGGAGGCCGCAUGGUACUGGCCCUGGAGGGGGGCCACGACCUCACUGCUAUUUGUGACGCCUCCGAAGCCUGCGUCUCUGCUCUGCUAGGAAUCGAGUUGGAUCCUAUCCCUGAGGAGGUGAUGCAGCAGAGGCCCAACCCCAACGCUGUUCACUCCAUGGAGAAGGUGCUGGAGGCACACAGUAAAAACUGGCGCUCUCUUCAGCGCGGGGCCUCCACGCUGGGCUACUCUCUGAGCGAGGCUUGCCGGUGUGAGACGGAGGAGGCCGAGACCGUCACCGCCAUGGCUUCCCUCUCUGUGGCCAACAAGCAGAGGAAGAGCGAGGAGGAGCCUAUGGAGGGCUGACCAAGCCCCCUUCACCAUUCAGAGACCCUCAAAGGUCUCCAAUAUAGGUCUCCCAUUUAGUACUCAGCCAACCUCCAUUUCAAUUUGACCCCACCCCUUGACCCCACUCGCACCCUGCCCAGGAGGCGCACCAGCCCCCCCGGGGGGGGGGCGGGGGGCAACGUAUAGAACGACUCGGUAUGAAACAGAAAUGGAAGACAUCACUAUCUCACUCGCCCCGAGUGUUCGGACUAAAACGCCCCCGAUGUGUGGUUCCGUCUCUACGAGGGGAGGCAGAACACAAGGAGCGCCGGGUUUCCGGGUUUUGUCAGGUCUUUACUCCAGGACCGCUGGGAUCUAAGGGGACUUUGAAUCAUCCCACGCUGGCAACAUUGAGUGUCUGUGCUUCUUUGGAACAGACACACUCGCUACGUUCGAAGUACUGCUCCAGACACGGAAUUUCUCAUUUAGCCAUCUCCUUUCAUUUGUUUUCUUUCAGUCGUUUGUUCCUUUGCCCUCUUCCGUUCACGAAAAACCACAACCGAGCCCUGUGAUGUCAUUACUACUUUGUUUUACGAAUGUUUGAUUGUUACCAUUCAUGAGAGACUUUGAGAAAGGAGAGAUGUCGCAGGGUUUGCUGGUAUUUCUUGGCGCGUUUCUCGAUUGGCAAAAGCAGGCGUUUGUUUUGUUUUGGUUGGAGAAGAGGAGCGAGGAAAAGAGAAGGGGAACACGAUGGACAGGUGACCCGGGGCCUCGUUUAUCAAAGGUGCGUGCGCACAAGAAAUAGUCUGAACCUUGCGGGCGCCAGUUUUCACGCAAAGGUUGGUGUUUAUCCAUUUUGAACUCGAUGGGAAAGUGUGCGUAUAUCCACUGAAAACUCAGACCAUGCGCACUCACAACUUCUAGUGGUUCAUCAACUGUAUUGCAAGCAAAUAUGAUUAUUUUGGGAGGGGAAAUUGAGGUGUUUAAAGCACGGGAAUUUAUAAUAAUGGUAGGCUAAUAAAAGACGUUAAAACAUAGGCCUAAUGAUAAAACAGAUGCAUUUGCCGUUGGUAAGGAGAUCACAUAGCAGCAUGUUCCCUAAUAUAUUUAUUUAACUUUUAUUAUAUAGACCUAAAUCAUAAUCAUAUUGCGGGACAUGUCUCCUUUUCUGACAUGACUGGUUUAUUUCUGCUACACAACAAAUAUUACGCUACCAUUUAGCCAUCUCUCAUUCAAUAGCCAAGCAUGCUUGAAAGUAAAUAGCCUAUGACAGUAUAGCUAGGCUAAAGUAUUCUUGUGCGACAGGAGCGCGACAUCGCAGCCCAUUUCAUCUCAGAGACGAUGCCAAAGCAGGAAAUAUAAACACAAUCGUGUAUUGAUGAAGGAAAUAUUGAACAACAACUCUUAUGUUGCAUAGAAGUCUGGUCUCUGAGCAGCAUUUACUUUUCAAUUGUUCAAUAGACAAUUCAUCUUGCCGAAUACAUGGCCGGUGUUUGGCAUGCUCUAUAGUUUUUUUUUUAAGUCGCUGCAAAAGAUGAAAACAUUCGGCCCCACACCUCUAACAGAAAGGUGAUCACAUUUACCAUUGCACUUUCUUUUAGUGACUAUCACGGCCCAGUUCCAAUUUCUCUUCAUCAUACAGCAGAUGAUGGUGUUUUUGUUACCAAUAAAGGUGAACGGAGGGCAUUUUGCCAGGCAGGGUUGUAAAAGCUCGUUCACCAGCGCGCAAAUAUAGUAUGGCUCUGAUUAAUCAGUGAAAACAUGCGUAUAUGUUGCGUUUGAUGUUACAGUUUGAUAAAUCCCAAUCAUUUUCUUCUGCACACAAAUCCUAGAAUGUCCACGUACGGCAGGAUUGAGUAAGAAAUGUACGCAAUGGUUGAUAAAUGAGUCCCCGGGUCUUCUGGUUUGAGAUGAACAGACUGUAAAAAGACUGUGAGUUUGUGCCUUUUUCAGUUCCUGCCUGGUGGAUUUCACGACGAACUCAAGACCAAGAGCUUUGCCUUAAAUUUGUUUUGGAGGGAGAGAGGUGUGCCGUCCUAUCGCUCUCACAUCUCAUCUCCUUUGUGUGGUAGCGAGACUGGCGAUGCCAAAACGAUGGCACAUAGACUGGAGGCCCUUGGCAUGUUUACCCUGACUUCCCUGGAGCCUACUGUCCCACCCUGUCCCGUUUGACCUUGUUGUCAGUACUUGACUUGGACAGGAGCUCCCCGCAGCUGACUACCGGCACACAAACUCCAAGUCAAACACUACUUGUCGUAACCCCUUUACUAUCGUUUAGAAGGUAGUUGCCGUGCUACACAGGGACUGACAUGGUUGAGUCUUUUUCAGUGGAACGAGAGCCUUCAAUGUUUGAAACGUCAGCCAAUGAUGUGGCUUUCUUCUGGUAUAUAAACCCUUUACCAAAUACACGCCACCUCUAAGAAAGAGUUAGCUAGCAUGCACUGUAGUCUGUUCUAGAGAGAUUUGGCAUUUUAAACUAGAAUGCUGUUCAAAAAUAGUAGUAGUAAGACAAGAAAUUAUGCCAAAGCGUGACGUUGCUAUCAGCUCAAUAGCCUGUUGCCACGUAGUAUUGUAGCCAUAUAGGACAGAUAUCGCUAUCAUGACUUUACGUUCAAAAUUGUUCUCUGUGAGGGAAUUAUAGCAGUUGACCAAUUUCUAUCUUACACACCUCACCCUUCAAAACGUUCAGACGCUCUUACCUGCAUUUAGGGACUCUACCCACAAUUAGCCGUUCAUUUGGCUUUGUUCACAGAGAUAAACAACUCACGAGUCUUUGUUACCAUGGUGACAGAGCGGUUAGACAGGACAAAGAGAAACAAUCAAAUCUCAUGAGUCUUUGUGUUACCAUGGUGACAGAGCGGUUAGACAGGGCAAAGAUAAACAAUCAAAUCUCAUGAGUCUUUGUGUUACCAUGGUGACAGAGCGGUUAGACAGGGCAAAGAUAAACAAUCAAAUCUCAUGAGUCUUUGUGUUACCAUGGUGACAGAGCAGUUAGACAGGGCAAAGAUAAACAAUCAAAUCUCAUGAGUCUUUGUGUUACCAUGGUGACAGAGCAGUUAGACAGAGGUGCACCACCUUUGUGAGUUUACAGAGGGGAGCAAGUGGCACCCAUAUUCUCUGACAUUUGAUCCACGCUCCUUGUUAGGCACAGCAGCUCACCAAGUGUCAGGUGCUACUAAGUGCAUGUGUGUGUGUGUGUGUCACAUGUCACAAUCCAGUAAACAAACCCUUUAUACAUUGUCACAGUCACCAUAGCUACUGCUAGGUGUGUGUUUUUAGGUACAGGAAAGUGUUUUUAACCUUGUGUGUGUGUGUGUGAGACGCAUUAAAUAACUGUGUCUCUAACGACAUACAUUUGACUUAGUUCACAAACACCUCUAGCUCAGAAUGCAGAGAAUGAAUGAAAGUAGGCAACUACCUUCGACAUUGUUCCAUUGACGUCAUAAUCACUUUUUCCUACUGUUGGUAAACGAGGAAGAACGGAAGAGAUUCCACAUUGAUCUUUCCUUGAGAUGUUUCCGCCGCGAUUGUUUUGAUGACUACUCCAUCCGUGUUGUUUUUACCCAUCGUUGUCUCUUUUUUUCCCUCUUUCUGUUACGUCCUUGUUGUCUUUAGAGGUGGACUCCAGUGUCUUUUGCUUUUUGUGCUUUUGAGUUGUUUUCCUGCCAUUUUGUAUUCGUUCGAGUUCUUUCUCUCUCUUACAAUUUGUUGCAGCUCCUUUUCACGGUGAAAGGUUCUGGGGUUGUGAGGGGUGGGAUGGAAAUAUUUCUACUUUGUAUAAUGAUUCCAACAAUUGUGUAUUUACUAUGCUGGCUGUUCAUGGUAAAUUUAUAUAUGACAACAAAUCUAUAAGUAUAUUAUAUAUUAUAAGAAAUUGCAAUAUUGUUUUGGGAAAAGAACGUUUGAAUUUGCAAAGUGAUAUGCUCAUGUUUCAUUCCCUGGUCUGGUUCGGCCCUUCCUGGUGUCGCUGAGGGCACUGUUCAUUAUUCCUGGCUGCCAUUGGCUGAGGGUUCAGUACAGUAGCAUCCCAUUUGAUGUCAGUCUCUCUACAGUGUGCGCCACUGACCUGGGCUCUAGUAAUACUUCCUGACACUACAUAGAGGAGUAGAAAUGCUGUCCCCAAACAAGGGCUUAGGGAAAGGGACAAGUCGCUUGUCUCUUAUAUUUAAUUUCCUUCUCCAUUAAGACAUUGUGACAACCCACCCAUGUAAACAUGGGGUUACAGUGGAAUUUCACACUCUUACGUCGCUAACACUUUCUGACCUGCAACCAAACACUCUAGCUGUGUUUUGUCAAAAACCUUCUGUAUACUAUCUAAGGAUGUGUAAUUCAGAAGCAGUAGCGGUGCGUGGAUAAAAUCACCGGGGAAGCCAAGCCAGUAAACAAAAUGCCAUAUUACAACUUAUGUGUUGUGAUAAUUGCGUGGUUUGCUCUAUAACCUGUUAGUUCAUAUGCCUUGCCACCGUGAUAUAUAUAUAGGCCUAAGGCCGAGACAAUAAGGAGACAAAGUGGCAGAAUAAAUUCAACCACAGCUUUGUUUCACCACAAAACCGUGGAGCAACAUCUAUCCAGUGGAACAUCUAUCCACCAAGUGUAUUGUGACAAACAGUUACAUGACCUACAGCAUGGUCAAUCAAGUUUAUGUUUCUUGACAUUUUUGGACUACUAAACAACUUGAUUUAGGCCACCGGAGAGUUACCCAAGUUGCAAAGAAAACAGGAGCUGCCUCCACUAUUCCAGCACCAUUUCAACUUCAACAUUUAAAAAUCGCUAGCCUAACUUCCUUUCAUGGGCAUCAAUUAGCCAGCUAAUUAACAUUCACCAACUACAUCUAGCUAUAUAUUGAACUUCCAUCCUCUCAGGCCAGAGGCACAAUGUAUGGUUAGAACCGAAUUGCCGUUAUAAUCAUUGGCCAGUAUGAAUAAUUAAGUAAAACCACAUGUCCAAAUCCCUAUCUCCGUCCAUGACACAUUUAGGAAAGGAACCAUUUUAGCUAGCUAGCUAGCCACCAGAGGACAACAACACAACGAGAUGCAACAAUUCAAGUUUUCUUCUGUCAAUGACAUUUGGCUUCAUUUGAUGUGAUUAGUGUGAAGCAAAAUCCAAACUGACUUCCUUAACACUUUUUUUGGUGUGCCAGGACCAUUCACAGUUGAGCUCACUCAGUUUAGCUCAAGGCUGAUUGGCUGUUAUUGUGUAAAAAAAAAAUAUCAAGGAAGGUAAAUGCUCACUGGCUUCCCUUGCAUUCAAUGCUAUGGGCAGCAACAAUAUCAUACUCUUUUUGACCAGACAGCAUCGGAUAGGUGGCCUACACAUAGAGACAGAACGGCACUGUUUCGCUCGCUUGGAUGCUUUCUCCGGUGAGAUACAUUCAGCCUCUUGCGAAUUGAAGGAAAAUGAUGAAACACAGAGAGACUAAAGAUAAAUUAUUUUAUAUGUUAUUAUUCUUCAAUUUUGGGGGAAGCCUGGCUUCCCUUUACAUUCAUGAAUACACGCCACUCUUUCUGAAGGGCCUGUCUUGGAAUGACAUGAUAAUUACACAAGGGUUUCCCUAUAAUGAUUAAUCACUAUAAGCCCAGGAGUCGUAGUUAACCCAUCAAAAGUCCCCCCCCCCUCACCCUUUGACCUCAUCCAGCCCAAACUGCUCCUCUCUGACGGCUGUAGCAGAUGACUAGUGAGGUCAAGGGUCAUCUCAAUGGAUCCAGUCUCAGCCAAGGGGGUGGAGUAUGAAUUAAUAGUCGAGUGUGCGUCACAGUUGUGGUGGUUGUUAUUGUAUUGGGGCACAAUAGUAACCGAUCAUCCAGAGCUCUCCCAGAAUGCACCAGCCUGAGCAAUUGGUAAUUAUGGUUUCGUCACUUGUAUUCAAGCAAUCUUUCUCAAAGGGACUUUAUACUAUCUGGUUAUCAUAGUGUCCAGAUAGUCAUUUGAAUAUUCUCGUGCUCUACAGACAUUCCAUUUUUUUUAUUUUUUUUAUUUGUUUUAUCGUCUGGGGGUUUUUUUCUUCUUUUUUUUCUUCUGUUCUCACAAAAAGGCCUGAGGAUUGUCUGUAGUUUUUUUUCUGCACCAUUCCUCUUCCACCACCUCUAACUUUCUCUGCAUGGUUUGUGUGUCCGCAUGCCUGUCUCUGUCCCUGUAACUUAUCUGCACAAGGGAAAAAAGCACUGAAUGGACAGAAGUACGUUUUUAUUACAGCAUCAGGAUUCGGGAGCGAAGCAUGACACGAGAACUUGUUUUUUUGCCGAUGAGGAAGAACGGCGCUCCAUGUUGGUCUGACAGAUGUGCUUUUUACACGUAAAAAAAAAAAAAAUCAACAGCAAACGGAACGACUUUUAACAUUUUACAACAUCUUUAUCUAGCGCUUGUGACAUACAGACAAUAGAUUUUAUCGUAUUUGUGCACAACAACAAACACACACAAAAAACAAAAAACAAAACGUUUUAGGGAAACUAAACUGCGGAGGCAAACAGGACAGACCAACUCAUUGUAUCAUUUGAAGUUGGGACGGGGAGACGUUUUGUUUCCGAGGCAUCUGGAGAUAUCAAAGGGCUCUGUACCCGAUGAAUGGUCUAUAUCGUCGUCAGGGUUGUCCAUUCCACUUCAGCCAGUCAUAUCUGUGACCACUGUGGUAAAAAAAAAGAACAGUUAUAGGUUUACAAAAUGCAUCUGUUACGAAAUGCAUCUGUUUUUAUAUUGUUUUCUUUUGACUCUUGUUCUCUCCAUUGUUACAGAAUAAUACUUUUCCCCUCUCUCGGGACCUUAGCUCUAACAUUUUAUCUUUUGACAUCUACACUAUAAAGUAUAACAUUUUGGAAAAACCA